Messenger RNA from Solanum dulcamara, 1117 nucleotides. RefSeq names its product GRF1-interacting factor 3-like. Bases 268 to 807 code for a protein of 179 amino acids. NCBI's taxonomy places the organism in Eukaryota, Viridiplantae, Streptophyta, Magnoliopsida, Solanales, Solanaceae. The record is from RefSeq and is a predicted model, not a curated record. The transcript is spliced from 4 exons. Gene Ontology annotation, biological process: leaf development; positive regulation of transcription by RNA polymerase II; cell population proliferation. Gene Ontology annotation, molecular function: transcription coactivator activity. Gene Ontology annotation, cellular component: nucleus.
CUAACCACAACCCGACGCACCCUUCUCUUCCACCUAAUCCAACUCUCAAAAUUUGGGGAUUUUCCCUUUUUGUUGUUCAAUUUAGAAGCUAGGGUUUCUUAAAGAGUCAUAAUUAAGCAGUAUAUAAAGGAUGCAGCAACCAUCACCCAUGAUUCCAAUGAUGCCUUCUUUUCCUUCUCCUAAUAUCACUACUGACCAGAUUCAAAAGGUAUUUCUUUAUAUUUUCAGGUGUCAGGAUUCUUGUGGUAAAAUGGGUUUUGUUAUGUGAUGCAGUACCUGGACGAGAACAAGACAUUGAUUUUGGCCAUAUUGGACCAUCAAAAUCUUGGGAAACUAGCUGAAUGUGCACAGUACCAGGCUAAACUUCAGAAGAACUUGAUGUACUUGGCCGCAAUUGCUGAUGCUCAACCACAAUCACCACCUAUUCCAACGCAAAUGUCUCCUCAUCAUGCAAUGCAACAAGGAGGAUUUUACAUGCAGCACCCUCAGGCUGCCGCCAUGACUCAACAACAGGGUAUGUUUACUUCACAGAUGCCACUGCAGUUUAACAACCCGCAGCAACUACAGGAUCAGCAGCAGCAUCAACAUCAACAACUACAGAGACAGCAGCAACGUAUGCAACUUGGAGGUGCCAACAGUGGAAUGCACUCCACUCUCAGUGCUGCAAGUCAUAGUAGCCAGCUUACAACUUCAGGCGCUGGUGAUGCACGUGGAGGAAACAAACAAGACAACUCUGAAAUUGAGCCUUCGGGUGCUGAUGGUCAAGCUAGCUCCGCGACUGUCCAAGGUUCGGAAGAACCCAAGUGAUGGACCUCUUAAAUAAUGUCCGAUAUGUCCACUAAGGGCAGUUGAUAGUAGGUUUAGAACUAGUGUUUCUGUUUCUCUUUCGAGUUGACCUUUGUUGUAACUUGUAGUUAAGAGGAAGAAAGCUUGUUGAGUUAUAUAUCCCAGUGCUUGUAAUUCUGUAAUAGCAUAGAUCAGCAUUGUUCUUAGUGUUGGCUAUGAAUACUGUUGUAACUAGCUAAUUAUGUCUAUAUUUGUGCUACAAAAUAUCUAGCUAAUUAAUACAAUAUUUCAAUAUGGACUGUUAGCUCAUACGCUAACGUCCCCUCUCAAA